Messenger RNA from Penicillium odoratum, 2316 nucleotides. Its product is annotated as putative ubiquitin fusion degradation protein (Ufd1). Gene Ontology annotation, molecular function: polyubiquitin modification-dependent protein binding. The transcript has a single exon. The coding region runs from base 1 to 2316 and encodes 771 amino acids. The record is from RefSeq and is a predicted model, not a curated record. Gene Ontology annotation, cellular component: VCP-NPL4-UFD1 AAA ATPase complex. NCBI's taxonomy places the organism in Eukaryota, Fungi, Ascomycota, Eurotiomycetes, Eurotiales, Aspergillaceae.
AUGGAAGAAAACACUUUAAUUUGGUCUGCCCAACUGGCCAUAACUCCCCCUCAACGAACACCACGUUUACCAGGAGAUAAGAUUACUCUCCCCCAAUCCGCCCUCGAACAGCUUCUAGCCGCCGCGCCCCUCCAAGCUGUCCCUCUGAACCCUCGUGUGCAUACCACUACCUUUGACCCCUUCCCUCGUGUGCAUACCACUACCUUUGACCCCUUCAACCCCCACACAUUCGCCGCAGAGUCUCGAGCCCGCCAACAAAUCGAGAAUCGUCAGCACCAGCUUCCCCACCCGCUCACGUUCCGUAUUGUCAAUCCUCAAAAUGGUCGUUUCGUAUACGCGGGGAUCCGAGAGUUCUCCGCAGCGGAGAACGAAGUUGCACUAAGCGCUUUACUUCGCGAGUCACUUGGGAUUGAAGAUGCCGAAUUCGAUGAUAUGAACAGCGCGACACAGACAGACGCGGGGGAUGUACAAGACCAACCCUCAGGCCCAGCGGUAACAGUGCAUGCAAAGCAACUUCCCAAAGGCACGUAUGUGCGUCUUCGACCACUUGAAGCUGGUUAUGACCCCGAGGACUGGAAGGCCUUGCUGGAGCGACACCUGCGGGACAACUUUACAACUCUGACCGUCAACGAGCUACUGAACGUCCCCGGGACGCGCAAUGAGGCUUUCCGAUUUUUGGUCGAUAAGGUGUAUCCAGAAGGUGAUGGGAUUUGUGUCGUAGACACAGACUUGGAGGUUGACAUUGUCGCGCUGUCGGAGGAACAAGCCCGAGAAACUGUGCAGAAACGACUGGAACGUGCCGCGCGGGCACCGGGUACAACGAGUGGCAGCUCAGUUGGUGGUGUUCUCGCUCUUGGAGAGGAUGUGGCUGCCCAGGUCUUGCCGGGAGAAUAUGUGGAUUACGAGCUUCGAGAAUGGAAUCGUGAGGACACGCUCGAGGUUGAGCUCGUGACGGAAGAUCCUAACCUCUGCCUGUUUGUGAGUCCACUUGGGGCGCGUCAGCAGAGCCGUCCUCGGGCAGAUAUGCAUGUUUGGGGAGAUUUCUCGAGUCAGUCUCCUAAGCGAGUGAAGAUUCGGUCGACAAAUGUGGCUCUUGAGGGGGCAGAGGCUCUUUAUAUUUCAGCCCACGCCAAUUCUCUUGCUUCUGUGGCCGAUGAUACCGCGCAGAAGUCACCAGCGCAGUACCACCUACGAAUAAGUGCAAAUAAACAAGACGAAGAGGAGGCAGGGGAGGCAGAAGAGGCCCAUGAGUCUGGGGACGUUCAGUGUCAAAAUUGUCGACAGUGGGUGCCGCAGCGGACAUUGGUCCUACAUGAGAACUUCUGUCUCCGCAAUAAUAUCUUCUGCUCCCAAUGCCACAAUGUGUUCCAAAAACGAUCACCGGAGUGGGAGAACCACUGGCACUGCCCUCAUGACUCGGCCCAUGGCAACGAAGCCUCCAGUCAGGUCAGCCAUGAUAUUGUCUUCCACAGCGCCUACAGCUGCCCUGAUUGCGCUGCUCAGUUCGAAGGGCUUCCUGCAUUGGCCCAGCAUCGCACGACAGAGUGUCCUGGCAAGUUGAUUCUCUGCGAAUUCUGCCAUCUACUUGUACCACAAAAAGGCGAAGCAGACCCCGACCUCCACGACCCCGAAGUCAUGCUCUCAGGCCUAACACCCCACGAACUAUCCGACGGUAGCCGAACAACAGAAUGCCACCUAUGCAACAAGAUCAUUCGACUCCGAGACAUGAAAACCCAUCUCCGACAUCAUGAUCUAGAGCGUGUCUCACGUCCAUCUCCUCGCAUCUGUCUAAACCAGAAUUGCGGCCGCACACUUAGCACCGCGAGCAACAAGUCCCUCGGUCUAUGCAAUAUCUGUUUCGGACCACUUUAUGUCGAUACAUAUGACCCAGAUGGUAAGGCGCUUCGACGCCGUAUCGAACGACGCUAUUUAUCCCAAAUGAUGACAGGGUGUGGCAAACCAUGGUGUCAGAAUGAGUACUGCAAGACCGGGAAACAGAACAGAAAUGCUGUGGAUAGUUCGUUGGCGAUGAGUGUGGCUGAUAUCAUGAAGGUUACGCGCCCGCUCGUGGAUCGUAUUAAUGUCCAGCCGGAUGUACCCAAUACUGCACCAUUUUACUUCUGUACGGAUGAAACGGGACAAAUUCGUCGGAACUUGGCGGAGAUGAUCUUCGCCGAGGGAGGUGCUGCUGAUGGUAAAGCAUAUGCUCUUGCAUGGUGUGUUGCUGGUGCUGAAGCUGCUGGUGGUGACUUGGAGAAGACGAGAGAAUGGCUAGCCAAGUGGGCACCGACGCAAAGUGAAACGAGCAUGAAUUAG